UCCAUCAUCAGGGUGAAGCGGUGUCACGAUGUCGGGACCGGGACCGGGACCGGAGCGCGCGGAUGCGCACUGACCCGCAGCGUCGCAUCACAUCGCUUGUUGCCACAUUCGGACUCGUUGUUUCCUCUCGAGUCUCCUCUUCCUCCUCCUCCUCUUCCUCCCCAUCCUCUUCCUCCCCAUCCUCUUCCUCCUCCUCCUCCUCCUCUUCCUCCUCCUCCUCCUCCUCCUCACCUGCCGGAGUCGCGCCGGGCAGCCGGACGCCCAUGGAGGGGUGCAGCCGUCGCGAUGCUGUGCUCCAGGAGAACUAAAACUUUGGUGUCGACGUGCGUGAUCCUGAGCGGCAUGACCAACAUCGUGUGCCUGCUGUACGUCGGCUGGAUCACCAACUACGUGGCGCACGGCGGACACAAAGUUGCGGAGGGCGGCGGCGGCGGCGGCGGCGGCGGCGAGGCGGACCGAAAGUCGGAGGAGGACGCGCGGGGCGAGACGCUGCGGAUCGUGGAGCGACUGGAGCGACUGGAGAGCGUCGUCAACGAGCACAUCAGAGAGACGCCGCUGAAGGACGGUGAAGACGCCGCCUCUUCGUCAGACCUGGCCUCCGACCCCGCCUUCUCCCUCUUCAAGCACUGGGGUCACGACCUGGGCCCCGAGAGUCGAAGGGUCGCCCUCAAGAAGUUCCGUUACUAUGGCUACAACGGCUACCUCAGCGACCGCAUCUCCCUCACCCGGCCGAUCCCAGAUUUACGACCGGAUGGGUGCAGAAACCUGUCGUACUCAUCGGACCUUCCUCAGCUCAGCAUCAUCUUCAUCUUCGUCAACGAGGCCCUGUCGGUGCUGCUGCGUUCCGUCCACACAGCCAUCCAGCGGACUCCAUCCCACCUGCUCAAAGAGAUCAUACUGGUGGAUGACCACAGCAGCAGCUUGGAGCUGAAGGAGCACCUGCAGAGCUUCGUGGACGAGACCAACACCCAGCACGGCCCAGAGUUCAUCAAGGUGGUCCACCACGACAAGCAGGAGGGGCUCAUCAGGUCCAGGGUCAGGGGCUGGAGGGCCGCCUCGGCCCCCGUGGUCGCCCUGUUCGACGCACACGUGGAGUUCAGCAUCGGAUGGGCGGAGCCUAUCUUGCAGAGGAUAAAGGAGGACCGCACCCGCGUGGUGUCGCCCUCGUUCGACAACAUCAAGUACGACACGUUCGAGAUCGAGGAGUACCCGCUGUCGGCGCAGGGCUUCGACUGGGAGCUGUGGUGCCGCUACCUCAACCCGCCAAAGUCCUGGUGGAUGCAACGCAACCACACGGCGCCGAUAAGGAGCCCUGCUCUGAUUGGCUGCUUCGUGGUGGACAGGAAGUACUUCGAGGAGAUCGGCCUGCUCGACGAGGGCAUGGAGAUUUACGGCGGAGAGAACGUGGAGCUCGGCAUCCGGGUGUGGCAGUGCGGCGGCAGCGUGGAGGUCCUGCCCUGCGCGCGGAUCGCCCACAUUGAGCGCGCCCACAAGCCCUACACCGAGAACCUGACGGUGCACGUGCGUCGCAACGCGCUGAGGGCCGCCGAGGUCUGGAUGGACCAGUACAAGAGUCACGUCUACAUGGCCUGGAACGUUCCGCUGCAGAACUCGGGGAUAGACAUCGGGGACAUUUCUGAGCGAAAGGCGCUGAGGUCCAGACUCCACUGUCGACCGUUCAGCUGGUUCCUCUCCAACAUCUACCCCGAGCUGCGCUCCUACAGCAACACCGUCGCGUACGGAGUGUUGAAGAACAGCCUGAGAGACGACCUGUGUUUGGACCAGGGACCUGACACCGACAACGUUCCCAUCAUGUACCUCUGUCACGGGAUGACACCGCAGCAGAACGUCUACUUCAGCAGCUCCCAGCAGCUCCACCUCGGCGUGCUGAGCCCGACCAUCGACGACGACGACAACAAGUGUCUGGUGGACGUGAACGGCCGACCCAGGCUGCUGGAAUGCAGCUACGCCGCCGCCAAGCACAUGAGGCUCACCUGGACGUUCACGCAGGGCGGCUCCAUCCAGAACACGGACUCUCAGCGCUGUCUGGAGCUGGCGGAGAGCCGACAGUCCGAGUUGGCCUUCCAGCUGGCCAUCCAGGACUGCAGCGGCCAGAGGUGGACCAUCACCAACGUCCUGACCGUCCUGCCGCAGUGAGCUCCUGGAGCCCCCUUCCGUUUGUGAUGGACUUCAAGCGAGGAGCUCCGCCGCCGCUUCCAACCAAAAAGGAAACAUCCAUCCCCCCCCCCCCCAACCGACCCCGACCUGAUCCUCCACCGUCACGGAGUUCAGGUGCACGUGAAGAGAGUGGAGUUAGAAGCGUCCGGAGAAUAAGAGCUCUCGGCACCGGAGCAUCAGUUACCCAAUAACCGUUUCAUGCCCGAGAGAGGAGACACUCACGACGUCGCGCUCUCAAUCUCAAAGAAACCAGAAAUACAAGGUCCUGAUCACCAGGACAAACCGAGGGAGCGCGUUCGUCCGCAGAUGGAGAAACGCGAGGCUUCACGAACCAAAGUCUCCGACAGAUUUGUCACUUUUUCUUCCGUUACCUGACUCGGAGCGAAGGCGAGAACAGAUGCUGUCGAUUUCAACCUCAGGGUCAUAAAACUGUUGUGAAGUGUAACGGAGAGAAUAACCUCAGAAACACGCCGCACGCGUCCUUUGGUCAUUUGAUCCGAAGCAGAGACGACGGCCGCGUCGGGCGUCGUCGCCAUAUUUGCAGGAUCAGAGACGAAACGGGAUUUAUCGGGGGGGGGGGGGGGUGUUAACUUCCUAUGAGCUCUUAUAACUUGACGCAGCAUUUAUCUAUUUUAAUCAAUAGUGGAGCAGAAGAGUGACAAUGAUGGAACAGGAUUUUAGAAGUGAAGUGAAGCUUUGAAAUAUGAAAAAUUAUGAGCUUUGAAAUAAGAAAUUAUGAACUGAAACUGAACUGAAACCGAGCUCAAGAAUUCUGACCCUACAUUUUUUGAGAUUCUGUUUAUUCAUUUCAAUGUUGACUUGUAUUCUUUGUACAUUCAUCCAAAAUGUUUCCGGCAGUGGAGAGAACUAAAUCUAUUUUUAUUAGUUUUGGAAGAAAUAACUAAACUGUCAGAUACGGUAUGCAGCCGGACAAUAUAAAAAAAACAAAUCAACCAGUUAUGAAUCCAAAGACGAGCUCAGUCUCUGAGCUCAUUUCUGUCCACGCCGACAACACGCGUCACGUGUGCGUGUAAACAGGAGGAGGCGUGGCUUGUUUGCAGAAAAGACGACGAAUGCGGAACGAAAAUGUCGAGGAGAAACAGUUGCCGACAGGAAAGGCGAGAACCAAUCAGGAAGUGUCGUUUCCGAGCGUCUCCGUCACGGCCGUAUCUGUGUGGGCUUCUCUGAAAAAGGCAUUCUGGGAAAUAGAGCUCGUCACGCGUGAGUUGUGCAGCAUGAAUGAGUCCCAUUGACAGGAGCUGAUGGAACAGGUGGACGUUAUAUCAUCCGUAACAGAUGGGCGGUAACGUGGCAGUGGACACGAGCGUCCAGGAGGUGUGUGUGUGUGUGUGUGUGUGUGUGUGUGUGUGUGUGUGAGCCCUAUUAUUUCUGUUUUGUUCUGUAAAUUAUCAUUUUUCCCUAAAGCUCUGAAUCAUAAGUCGAACAGGUAUUUCUACAUGAAUAUCACAUCUGCAGCGGAAGCGUACCUUCGUCUCGUCGCCUCAUCAGAUUCAUCCCAGGAGGAAUGUUCUCACUGGCAAAAUAUACAGUAACUCCGUACAAACUGGGAUGUAUGUUUUAUCUAUGAGUGUAUUUAAACUCUUAGCCGAUUUGACACUUGCAUAUAUACAGUAUAUACGACGACUGCUUAGUCCUGGUGAGUUACACACUUUAUCAAAGCAGAAGUGCUGAGCGAUCAAUCUCCCGCUCAUUCCCGCUCAGAAAGAAAGAAAAAGCCCGGCCGUCAACAAUCUCUAUCAAUAAUUCAAAUCGAGAUGCAGGAUGAACCCAUCCAUUAUUGAUCGGAGCGUGAUGUGUUCGAACGGGCUCUGAGUGAGGUGCGGUGAUGGAGCGGUGGAAGAACUCCAACUGUGCGUCGCCUUCGUAUCGGCUACUGUGUAGCGUCCGUGAACCAAGACCUUCUGUUGACUCCUCUGGUCCUUUUCGUUCUGUUCUCAGGUUUAUAGGUCCUGAAGCUUUUCAAAAAGUAUCUCAAUUGUUGGGAAGCUGUAUAUAUAUAUAUAUAUAUAUAUAUGUAUAUAUAUAUAUAUAUAUAUAUAUAUAUAUAUAUAUCUCGAGUCCUGAAAAUGUCCAAGAUAUUUUAUUAAGUGUAUUUAAACUUGAUAUUUAUAUAAGUAUCAACAGUAAAAAAAUUAAGUUUUAAAAAAACAAUAAAGGAAGAAACUUUU
Scophthalmus maximus (turbot) is the source of this 4367-nucleotide messenger RNA. RefSeq names its product polypeptide N-acetylgalactosaminyltransferase 18-like. The transcript has 11 exons. Gene Ontology annotation, cellular component: Golgi apparatus. The record is from RefSeq and is a predicted model, not a curated record. Lineage: Eukaryota; Metazoa; Chordata; Actinopteri; Pleuronectiformes; Scophthalmidae. Bases 286 to 2157 code for a protein of 623 amino acids.